Molecule: messenger RNA, 1209 nt
Organism: Letharia columbiana
Lineage: Eukaryota; Fungi; Ascomycota; Lecanoromycetes; Lecanorales; Parmeliaceae
Exons: 5
Coding region: 1-1209 (402 amino acids)
Biological process (GO): pyridoxal 5'-phosphate salvage
Cellular component (GO): cytosol
Molecular function (GO): pyridoxal kinase activity
Source: RefSeq, a predicted model, not a curated record
AUGCAGAAAGAGGUAAUCGCAGGAUAUGUCGGCAACAAAAUGGCCGCAUUCGUCAUGCAGACUAUGGGCUGCGACGUCGCUGCCAUCAAUACCGUGCAGUUUAGCAAUCACACCGGUUACAAGCAGUUCAAAGGCACCAAGACAUCUGCAGAAGAAAUAUCCCACCUCUACGCUGGGCUCAAGGAAAGCUACCUUACCGACUUCGAUGUCAUGCUUACGGGCUAUGCCCCCAGCGCUGAAGCCGUUGAUGCAAUCGGCGCCAUCGCCAGGGACAUGAAGCUUCGAGCUUCAACAAAGGUGGGGUCCUUCUUCUGGGUCCUCGAUCCUGUCAUGGGCGAUCAAGGGCGACUCUACGUUAGUGAGGACGUUGUACCCGUGUACAGAAACCUGCUGCGGGACGCCGACCUGAUCCUCCCCAAUCAAUUUGAAGCGGAGCUCCUCUCUGAGACCAAAAUCACAUCCCUAUCGACCCUCCAAGAGGCUCUUGCAAGACUCCACAAGACUCACCGUAUUCCACAUAUAAUCAUUACUUCCAUUCGACUCUCAGAUUCGCCCUCAAGAAUGUCUGUUGUCGGCUCUACCGCCCGAGCCGACUUUUCUCCUCGUAUCUUCAAAAUUGAUAUCCCAGCUAUAGACUGCUUCUUCAGCGGAACAGGUGACAUGUUCGCGGCGCUGACUGUAGUUCGACUUCGUGAAGCUGUAACGGAAGCUAAUCUGAGCGGUACCAAAAGCUGGGUUUCCUCCAACGACGUCAAAGCAACAGAUCUGCCGCUGGCAAAGGCAGCAGAGAAGGUUUUGGGGAGUAUGCAUGCUAUCUUGGUGAAGACAAAGGAGGCCAGGGACCAAGAAUUGGAAGGAAUGGGUGGGUCACUAGGGGUUAUGGAGAAGGAAAAGGACAGCGAAAAGAGAUUGGGCUUACGGCGCACAAAGGCAGCUGAGGUGAGAGUUGUGAGAUGUUUGGAAGACUUGAGAUCGCCUCGUACAGCCUGGAAGGCGGAGGGUCUGGCUGGAGACGAAGAUGCUGAGGGGCGAAGAGCUCAAACGACGGAGGGAACGGGUGCGGCAGAGAGCGAAGACCUGAGGGUUCUGAGACUGGAGCAAGACACUAGUGCGGUGCCAGAGACGAAUGAGGAGAAAGCAGAGCCGAAACAUCUGGCUGAAAAUAGAAGUGAAGGAAGUGACGAGAUUGAAGAACCCGAGAAGACAUGA